This is a messenger RNA of Humulus lupulus (European hop), 1124 nucleotides long. RefSeq lists its product as uncharacterized. Bases 57 to 752 code for a protein of 231 amino acids. The record is from RefSeq and is a predicted model, not a curated record. Gene Ontology annotation, cellular component: membrane; cytoplasm. The transcript is spliced from 6 exons. Lineage: Eukaryota; Viridiplantae; Streptophyta; Magnoliopsida; Rosales; Cannabaceae.
CAAAUAAACGAUAUUUUGUUUGGGAACCUGUUUCGUGUUUUGUUCUUCUCUGAAAAAUGCACGCUUUAGGCGGUGGAGGCCUUGGCGGGCUAUGGGGCUGGAACCUCCCACCGAGGAAACACGAACGACUUCGCUCCAAAAACCAAAGAAGGCGACCUAAUUCCAACUCUUCGGAAUCUGCCCACGCGACUGGCGGAGCCGGUGACUGGUUCCCCUUGAAGCAAGCCGUGACGGCGGGCUCCCUUGCUCUCACCGGUGACACAAUUGCUCAGCUCAGUGAGCGUUGGAGAACCUCAAAGGCUUCGAAGCAACAUUCCUCUCCCUCCGAUUCUCAGGAUGUGAUGCAGACUCUCCUUUUGGACCAUAAUUGGCUUCGUUCUCUUCGAAUGGCGUCCUAUGGAUUUCUUUUGUAUGGUCCUGGUUCUUAUGCAUGGUACCAGUUUCUUGAUCGUUGUUUGCCAAAGCCAACAGUGAGGAACCUAAUGUUGAAGGUUCUAUUAAACCAAAUAGUGCUUGGUCCAUGUGUCAUUGCUAUUGUUUUUGCAUGGAACAAUUUAUGGCAAGGGAAGCUCUCACAGCUUCCAGGCAAAUACCAGAAUGAUGCUCUUCCUACCCUACUUUAUGGCUUUAGGUUCUGGGUACCUGUAAGUGUAUUGAACUUCUGGGUAGUACCUCUUCAAGCCCGUGUAGCAUUCAUGUCAAUGGGUUCAAUAUUCUGGAACUUCUGCUUGUCUUCUACUAUGAACAAGUAGUUUAAUCUUUUGGUUGUAUGGUAUCAACACAGAAUUUUUUACUGGAGGUUAGGAGAAUAUGUGGAAACCUGAGGUGAUGAUUCAAGUCUUGUGCUCUCCACAUUUUCUUUAAAGUUCAUAUUUUUAUGGAAAUUUGCCAACGCAAUUUUGGCCAAAAGGACUUGAAUUUUCUUGACGCUCGUCUUUGGACUCUACUUGAAAUCUGUAUAGAAAAGGCUGUGUUUUUCCAAUUUGGGAAUGACACAUGUUUUACUUGGUUACUAGUUUUAGUAGUUAUUCGUGCCAUUUUGGAGCUGACCCGUUGAUUUGUAUCAUGAAUCGUUGAUCAAAUUUAUUUUUCGUUCAUUGCUAAAAUACAUAAAUGUUAGAUGA